Messenger RNA from Lactuca virosa, 838 nucleotides. The record is from the annotation of a GenBank genome assembly. Lineage: Eukaryota; Viridiplantae; Streptophyta; Magnoliopsida; Asterales; Asteraceae.
UCCGCGUGUCUGUUUAUUCAUCUAUUUCCUCGGUCCACAUAACUUUUCUGUUUACAACAUGGCACCCCGGAAGAACAAGAACAAAAUUAACGAUGAAGCCCACUGCGCUGCCGCUGCAAACAAACGGAGAAGAAUUGAACUUAUGAAUACUACAACCGGGGUGCCUUUUACGAACCCAAUCUCCCAAUUUCUAUCCCUUGACCUUCUGCACCAACAACGCAAUCUGCCACCACAAACCACCGUUAUCCACACCGAUCUGAACCUCUCUCCACCAUCAGCAACACAUCAGGACGAAGAAGCGGCUGUAGACGAAGAUCAUUUCAAUUCUUUAAUACCACCACAAAACUUCCUCAUCGGCUAUCAUAUCAACCAGAUGCGACUGAGCGUGGAGGAAUUCUGGCGGAGAAACUUUGGAGAAGAAGUUAAAAAGAGACAGGAGAUCGAAGCAAAACUAAAACAGAAAGAAGAACUGGCGGAUCGGUUAAGACAACUGUACAAUUUUUAUGAAGAAAGGACGUUCCGAUUAGAAGAAAUGCUGCAGCGUAGGGUGGCAGAGGGAUGCAGCACCCCGGCUGCCGCUGUUCGUGAGGAAGAAGUUGAAUCAAAUUUUGUUGAUCCGAGAAGUGCCUCUAAAACGGACAUGGCUUGCAGGAACUGCCGGAGUCGGCGUGCAACUAUGCUGUGGCUUCCAUGCCGGCAUUUGUGCGUGUGUUUGGUGUGUGAGAGGAGGGUUAAGAUCUGUCCCAUUUGCGGUGCUAAGAAAACCGAAAGUUUCAUGAUCAGUCUGCCAUUACCUUGAGACAAAGAUCUUUAAUUUACAUCUCUUGAUCUAGUCGCA